AUGGAUCCAAUUGACCAUACCCACCCUGCCUUUGGGCUUAACCAACCUGCUUUCGACUCCCAGGCUUUCAAUGCCUUUGCCAACCUGGAUGAUGGCGGGUGUUUCAAUGCUGCAAGUGGCUUCACCUAUGACAGCCUUGAUUCUAUGAUCAGCUUCGACGAGUGCUAUGCCAGUAUUCCUGUCGAUGCCUUCGAUCAGUCUGGCCCUGACAACGUCCCUCUCCAGCCAGCAUCCAACAAUCUCCCACUGCAUGCACCCCACAGACAGGUGCCCUACGACCCCUCGAUCGGGAUUCCAUACACCCCAGAGGAUACUGACGCCGACAAGAUCCGGAAGUGGGAGAACCUCAUCGCCCAUGCCGAUCUGGCCAAUGCUGGCGUCCCUGCCUCUGCUUCUCAGAUCAUUGAAGAAGCGAGCGUUGGACAAACCCCACAGAGUGCGAACUCGCCCAACUCACUGUUUGACUGUCCUCGCUCUCCGUCCGUCGAUAUUGUUCAGACUCCCAGCCCCACUCCGUCAACUCCCUCCCCUUCCCAAGCUCCUGCAGCCACAAUGGCACCUUCGAAGGCCGCGAACCAUGUCACUGCACGUGCCACUCCUCAAGCUGUGCAGCUGCCCCGUGCCUUGACAAACCGGAAGAACUAUGCUCAGCAUGUAUCCCCCUUCGCCCCCGUCGCAACUGUUCUCCCCCCUGUCUCCUCUGUGCAGACUUCUCGGGAGCUCGAGAAGGCUCGCUCCCGGAUCCAGAGCCUUGCAAGAGAACGAAACUAUUACCAACGCGCCUUGCGCAAGGCGACCAGCGUCGAUCCGAAGUCUGGUAAGACCAGCCUCCAGAUGCUGCAGACAGAGAAUGCGACCCUGCGCCGGGUCAACGCCAAGCAAGCACAAGAAUUGCUGGAACUGAAGGAGCAGACCAAGCACAAUUGGUCCCAGCAUGCCUCACUUGGGGAUCAGUACAAUGCUCUAGCCAAGCAGUUGCACCGCACCCUAAUUGAACUUAAGGAAUUGAAGGGCGAGUGCUAG
Penicillium robsamsonii is the source of this 1023-nucleotide messenger RNA. RefSeq lists its product as uncharacterized. The record is from RefSeq and is a predicted model, not a curated record. Lineage: Eukaryota; Fungi; Ascomycota; Eurotiomycetes; Eurotiales; Aspergillaceae. The coding region runs from base 1 to 1023 and encodes 340 amino acids. The transcript has 2 exons.